Anas platyrhynchos (mallard) is the source of this 1155-nucleotide messenger RNA. The record is from RefSeq and is a predicted model, not a curated record. Lineage: Eukaryota; Metazoa; Chordata; Aves; Anseriformes; Anatidae.
AAGGGGAGCUGGAGCCUUGCUGGGGAUGGGGCACUGGCACCCGCCACGUGGGGGUCAGCUCUGCAGGGAAGGACUGGGCCCAGGUGUCCAGGAGGGCAUGGUGCCCCCAGACAGUGGCAAGGCAUGGACCAGGGCAGGGCUUGUUCCCUUGUGCUGUCUGUCCUCCCUCGGGGGCCAUGGCUGGAGACUGGGACCAGUUUGGGGCCUGCAGUAACUUGGAGAUGGUCUGGGCUGGAGCUGUGCUCUUCGACCGACCCCAGCAGCUCCUGCAAGCAGAGUCCUCAUCCCCUGGUGCCCAGCAUUCACCAGUGCUCCUCACGGCCAGUGCCUCCCAGUACCCUGAUCACCCUCUGGACCUCAAGUUCUCAGUCACCCGGCUGUCCCCAUUGCCCAUGCCCCCCAGCUGUCCUCCUACCUUCCCAGUGUCCCCUAAUGCCAGUGUCCCCAGUGCCUGAAGAAGAGGAGUCAGUCUCAGCGUGCCAUUCACUCAAGGGACUGCAGAGGGGUCAGAAACAACUCUGCUUAGAGUCCCUUAAUUUGAGGCUGCAUCAUUUCUGGGGGAGUCCUGGGGAGUAAGCCUGGCCUGGAAGGUGAGGGGCACUGGGAGACAGGGAGAUGUGGCUUUAGGGGCUGUUGGAGGAUGGUUUCUUGCUGGGGAACUCACUGCAGGGUGUCUGACCACCCCCUCGCCACCCCCUGAUGCCCGGAGCCGUCCCUGUGGAGCUGCCCUGUGCAGGAAGCUGGCCUGGUGCCACAGAAGGUGGCUGGCCUCAUCCGGGACUGCGUAGACCACGGAGGAAGAUGAAGAUCGCCCUGCUCAGCAUGGCCCUGCUCCUCGCCAUGCUAUGCCUCCCAGCAGAUGCUCUGUUCCUGAAAGACUCUGAGUUUGCAGCAAGUGGAGGUUUUGAUCUGGAACUGAAGUUUCUGCGAGGGAAGAGGGCUCUGCAGCCUGUGCCUGUCGAGGUGGUGGCAGCAGUGCGCAAGAAACGCCUGGCUGCAGAUCUCUAUGCCUAGGCCCACAGAUUGUGAUGAACCCCCAUCCUGUCCCCCCCCAGUUACAUGAAGAGACGGUCAUCCCUGGAUCGUGCUGCCAGAUCCUCUGGAUGAUAUGGCCCAUUUCCCCUCCGUCUGCAAUAAACACCUUCAGCAAAGCUA